UUCUUCCCCAAUUAUCCCACCAAUUACAUUCACUCUCCACCUACAUUUCUCCAUUUCCCUAGAACCAGUUCGAAUCUCACUGCAGAUUUACACACACUACACACACAUAGAUGAAUCCAUAUAAUAAUCAAAUCAGUUCUGUAAUUGCCUAAGCUAGCAAUUGAUGUUUGGAUGAGUCGAGUCGAGCUUUCGUUCUCUUUUUCUGUUAUUAUUGAUCAAGGCAGCACCGAAUUAGUCAUUUCGUGUUGUUAUUAUUGUGUAUAGUACAAAAUUAGGUGUUUUGUUUUAAUUAUGUUUUGAUAUACGGGAUUAAGAGUUUAAUCAUAACAUCGAUCAGCUAAUUUUGCUAGAUUUUGUGUUCCCACCCCAAAUGUCGAAUUGCAGAGGUUUUGAGCAAUCGGCGUUCACUGCGAGUUUAUCCUCGAUUAAGAAGCUUCAAAAGACUAGUAUUAGUGUAAUGCAAUCCUCAUUUUGGGGAAGGGAUUUGCAUAUAAACAAUGGAAUCCAGACGGUCAAUUCAGUGAAAAAGCAACUGUACAGUGGGAGGGCCACUGCCUCUAGGGUUUUUGCUAUGUCCUCCAUUAACGGUACUACAUUCAAGAUGAAUUUGAAUGAGUAUAUGGUUACUCUCGAGAAACCACUCGGCAUUCGAUUCGCUCUGUCUGUUGACGGAAAAUUUUUCGUGCAUGCUCUUCAAAAAGGGGGGAAUGCUGAAAAAUCAAGAAUAAUAAUGGUAGGCGACACUUUGAAGAAGGCGAGUGAAUCUUCAGGUGGGAAGCUUGUUGAGAUCAAGGACGUCAGUGAUACAGAGAGUAUUUUGAAAGAGAAAUCAGGUUCUUUUAGCCUAGUGCUUGAGAGACCCUUCUCUCCUUUUCCUGUACAUCAGCUCCAUCUUAUGAAUGAUCUUGACAUUUUGUAUAAUAGAGGUCGUGUUUCCAUUGCCACUUGGAACAAAAACUUACUGGCUUCAAAUUUACAAACAUCAUCUGGGAGCAGUGGGAAUUCUGGGUUUGUAACAUUUUGUCCAAAGUUUUUAACUCCCCAAGGAUGGAAGUAUUUAAAUGAUCAGGACAUUAAUGGACGGCCACACAUGGUUAAGCACACCCCUGUUCUACCAUUUAGCUCUCUUGUAGCCAUUUUCUCCGAGGAAGUGGCUGAAAAUGCUGAGUGGGGACAUGGGAGCUUCCCACUUGAAGAGUAUGUCAAGGCAUUGGAACGUUCAAAGGGGGAGCUGUACUACAAUCACUCUCUUGGUAUGCGCUAUAGUAAGAUCACGGAGCAAAUUUAUGUUGGAUCGUGCAUUCAAAAAGAAGCAGAUGUAGAGACUUUGUCAAGCACUGUCGGAGUCACAGCUGUGCUGAAUCUCCAGAGUACAAUUGAAGCUGCAAAUUGGGGAAUUGAUAUGAAUUUGAUCAAUGACUCGUGCCAACGUUGUAAUAUCCUUAUGAUAAACUAUCCCAUAAGGGAUGUAGAUUCUUUUGACAUGAGAAAGAAACUCCCAUUCUGUGUGGGUCUUCUCUUGCGCUUACUUAAGAAGAACCAUUGUGUUUAUAUCACCUGUACCAGUGGCUUUGAUCGAUCUCCCUCUUGUGUUAUUGCAUACCUUCAUUGGAUGACAGAUACUUCCCUUCAUGCAGCUCACAAUUUUGUCACUGGGUUGCAUACGUGCAGGCCUGACAGGCCUGCAAUUGCCUGGGCAACUUGGGAUCUUAUAUCCAUGGUUGAAAGUGGCAGACAUGACGGACCAGCAACCCAUUCUGUGACCUUUGUGUGGAAUGGACAUGAGGGGGAAGAUGUAUAUUUAGUUGGAGAUUUUACAGGUAAUUGGAAAGAACCAAUUAAGGCAAUCCAUAUGGGUGGCCCAAGAUAUGAAGUUGAAGUUAGACUUUCACAAGGGAAGUACUAUUAUAAGUAUAUUACCAAUGGACAAUGGAGGCAUUCAACAGCUUCACCGACAGAAAGGGAUCAGAGUGGAAAUACGAACAAUGUGAUUGUAGUUGGCGAUACUGCCAGUGUAAGGCCUUUAGUUCAAGAUCAAAAAAAGGAUGCAAACAUUGUGAAGGUCAUUGAGAGGCCAUUGACAGAAAAUGAGCGAUUUAUGUUGGCUAAAGCAGCUCGAUGUGUUGCUUUCUAUGUGUGCCCGAUAAGAUUGGCACCGAAGUGAUUAGUCUUUCCAACCGUUCACCUGAUUCCUCAUCAUGGAGUUUGUGCUUCGUAUUGAAGGACAUUCUUGCAAACCCAAUGCUUUAUUUAUUCAGGUCAUCACAUCUACGAGAUGUCUUUUUACUAGUACACUAUAAGUGCAUCCCACAUUGACUUAGCUUUCUAGAGAACUCUUCAGACAGAGUCGGCUGCAUCAAUAAAAGAGAUAUAUACUCGUGACUGUCGUCAAGUGAAGCGAAUGUGCCAAUUCUUUGCUGCAGUGGUCGCAUGAGGCUCGAGAAAUUGUGUUUGCGCCACAAAAUAUAAUCAAAUUUAGCAGCUUUCAAAGAGCUUAUGCAUAGUAUACCUUCAAGAAGAUACUCCGCGUGCUAAUAAAUAUUGAAGUCCGAAGAUGCAAAAUGUAAAAUCUUUUGGUUUCUAAUUUUAUUUUCGCUGUUUUUUCCUUCUGUAUUUGAUGGUUGGGGAUACAAUCUUUCUAGUGAGAGCUUGUAAUCCUCGCAUUUACUGAAGCGUGCUUAAGACAAAGGAGGACAGGGAAUUGAUUCCCGAACGCUUAAGAUAAAUGAACUGCCUCCUGAAAAAACUUCUUCUCUUAAAGUGUUUUGUGAUCAAAUUAUAGUGAAUUUGUUGGUUCCAUAUAAAUAGAGAUAAGUACUCUGCUUGACUGCUAAUAA
Olea europaea var. sylvestris is the source of this 2837-nucleotide messenger RNA. Its product is annotated as phosphoglucan phosphatase LSF1, chloroplastic. The record is from RefSeq and is a predicted model, not a curated record. Bases 371 to 2164 code for a protein of 597 amino acids. Lineage: Eukaryota; Viridiplantae; Streptophyta; Magnoliopsida; Lamiales; Oleaceae. Gene Ontology annotation, biological process: protein dephosphorylation; starch catabolic process. Gene Ontology annotation, molecular function: protein tyrosine/serine/threonine phosphatase activity; protein binding; carbohydrate phosphatase activity. Gene Ontology annotation, cellular component: chloroplast; starch grain. The transcript has 10 exons.